AUGUCGCGCUCGCCCCGCGCACGCACCGACGACGACGCCCCGCCCACGGACUGGCUGGGCGAGCUGCCGCCGGAGCUGCACCUUCGCAUCCUCGAGGGCGUCGACGACUUCUCCGACUGCGCCGCCUUCAGCCUCGCGUCGCCGCGCCUCGGCCUCCUCGCCCUGCGCAGCGGCCUGGCGCGCUUCAAGGACCCUCUCUUCGCCGUGGCGAUGCGGCUGCUGCUCAUCGAGCGCUUGCAUGCCGGAUCGUUCGUCGGGGCGCCCAUCAUGGACACGCUCAACGAGGCCACCCUUCGCGCCUACGCCGCCGACCGCCGCGCCAGCGCCGACAAUUUCCCGUGGCUUGCGAGGGUGAGCCCGGCACUCCGCCUCUCGUCGGAAGUGACGGGUGCUGGCGCGAGUCGCGCCGAGUACUGGAGACUGCGGCGCGGCGAAGAGAAUGGCGCGAUGCUGCGGCGGCGCCUCUUGCAGUCCGGCAUGGUGCAGCACUACGAGGGCGAGCGAGGCCGGGAGCGGAAGGUGCGCUUGGUGAUUCCCAGCGGCAAGGUGCAGCACUACGAGGGCGAGCGAGGCCGGGAGCGGAAGGUGCGCUUGGAGACUGCCGACGGCACCGUGCAGUACUGCGAGGGCGAGCAAGGUGCGGAGCGGAAGGUGCGCCUGGAGUCCAACGGCUACGUGCAGCACUACGAGGGCGAGAAAGGUGCGGAGCGGAUGGUGCGGUCGGAGCUCCCCGACGGCAGCGUGGCGUACUACGAGGGCGAGCGAGGCGAGGGCGAGCGAGGCGCGGAGCGGAUGGUGCGCGCGGAGUUUCCCAGCGGCAUCGUGAAGUACUACGAGGGCGAGAAAGGCGCGGAGCGGAUGGUGCGCGUCGACGCCGCCUCGCUCUAG
This is a messenger RNA of Emiliania huxleyi CCMP1516, 888 nucleotides long. RefSeq lists its product as hypothetical. The coding region runs from base 1 to 888 and encodes 295 amino acids. The transcript has a single exon. The record is from RefSeq and is a predicted model, not a curated record. NCBI's taxonomy places the organism in Eukaryota, Haptophyta, Isochrysidales, Noelaerhabdaceae.